This is a messenger RNA of Exserohilum turcica Et28A, 1467 nucleotides long. RefSeq lists its product as uncharacterized. Bases 1 to 1467 code for a protein of 488 amino acids. NCBI's taxonomy places the organism in Eukaryota, Fungi, Ascomycota, Dothideomycetes, Pleosporales, Pleosporaceae. The record is from RefSeq and is a predicted model, not a curated record. Gene Ontology annotation, molecular function: iron ion binding; oxidoreductase activity, acting on paired donors, with incorporation or reduction of molecular oxygen; monooxygenase activity. The transcript is spliced from 4 exons.
AUGAAUUUACCAAUGUACUAUGAUUCAUUGGGCCUCUGCAAUACCUCUGGAAACGAGCCUCAACCUGUAUACAGCCGCAUUCCAUUCAUCGGACAUGCGCUGAGCCUGGUGAGGCAUGGCGUCUCCUUCUACCAAAGACUACAGAUGUCAUCGGGACUGCCAAUUUCCACUAUUUUUCUUGGUCUGCAGAAGGUUUACAUUGUAAAUUCGCCGGAGCUUGUCUCUCAUGUAAGUCGUGCGCCCCAGGCUAUGAACACGGCAUUGCCGUUCCUUGUCGUUGUUAUGGGAAAGCUAUGUGGCAUGGGACAAGACGACCUAGAGACCCUGAUGAAGAACCCAACCGUUCGAGGCUCACCCUGGAGAGACCUUCAGGAAUGUAUCCAUGCUCAUCUAGAUGUUAGAUCUUCGUCCGGAAAGGAGAUCACAACCCGAGUUGCCAAUGAGCUAUGGAAAAGUAUCGAUGAGUGUAGCCAGAGAAAGGGGGCGGUGAAUCUUUUGAACUGGCUACAGGGAGUAUUCCUCCACUCCACAGGGCAUGCUGUGUUCGGCCCAACACAUUGCCUUGCUCAAGAUCCAGCCAUCAAUGACUCACUGUGGACAAUGGCGAAUGGCCUCAAAAGGCUCACCAUGUGGCCGUUUCCGUCAUUUUCAGCGCGGACAGCAACACAGGCCCGCGAAAAGAUCGCAUGCGCUUUGGAGGCAUAUUUCCGUGAUAACGACUUACUUCUGACUGGCCAUUCAGAGCUCGUCAAAAGUCUCAUGCAGUGCAUACACAAACACCGUAUGGGUACUCAGUUCGCUGCCAGAUAUUUCCUGGGCUUAAUCUCUGGAUUUGUUAUCAACACAGUGCCUGCUGCCUUUUGGCUGAUAGGACACAUCUCAGACGACGCGCAACUGAAAGCCAUAAUCAGAGAGGAACUCAAUCAAGUGGUCACGUCCGAUACAUGCGGCACUCUGACUAUCUCCCCCGAAGCUGUAAGAGGUCGAUGCCCUUACCUGAUGUCGACAUGCCUUGAAGUCUUGCGAUUAAUUAGCUCUUCAACGAGCACUUUCUUCAUCCAUGAAAAUACCUACCUCAACAACAGGUAUCUUUUGAAGAAAGGAGCAAUCUUGCAAGUGGCAUCUACAGCGAUUCACUCCAACCCUGAUAUAUGGGGUCCGGCAGCGCAAGCCUUCAAACCAGAUCGCUUCAUCAAGCCGGAAAAGGUUCAUCCCUCAGCCAACCGCACAUUUGGGGGAGGUAUUACUCUCUGCCCUGGCAGGCAGCUUGCGAUGAACGAAUUGAUACUGACAGUCGCCAUGAUAUUCCAUACUUUUGACGUUGAGUUCUCGCCAGAGACACCACGACUGCCAGCACUGAUGGUUACGGACAUGUUGUCCGUGAAGAAGCCUAUGACAGACCUCAAGAUCAGAAUGUCACGCAGGCCUGGAAUGGAACAUGUUUCUUGGGUAUUUCGCGAGUCGUAA